AUGUCCAAGGUCGCCUCCCUAUUCCACCCCAAGAGGUUGAACCUCUCUGGAUUCACCAACAUCCGAGUGAUCCGUGACAACAACAAGCGCAUGGCUGUUGAGCAGAAUGAGCCUGAACGCCAAGCCCUCCGCUACAUGAUCCGCAACACCUCUCUUCCUGGCCGUGUGCGCGCUCAAGCCCAGCUUCAACUCUCCCAGAUGCACGCCUACACUCGCCCAACACAGAUUAAGAACCGCUGUGUAGCAUCAGGACAUGCUCGCAGUGUGAUCCGCGACUUCAGACUCAACCGAUACCAAUUCCGUAUGCAGGCACUUGCCGGUCAUCUUCCUGGUGUCAAGAAGGCUAGUUGGUAA
Penicillium malachiteum is the source of this 354-nucleotide messenger RNA. RefSeq names its product mitochondrial 37S ribosomal protein uS14m. Bases 1 to 354 code for a protein of 117 amino acids. Gene Ontology annotation, cellular component: mitochondrial small ribosomal subunit; ribosome. The record is from RefSeq and is a predicted model, not a curated record. Gene Ontology annotation, biological process: translation. Gene Ontology annotation, molecular function: structural constituent of ribosome. The transcript is spliced from 3 exons. NCBI's taxonomy places the organism in Eukaryota, Fungi, Ascomycota, Eurotiomycetes, Eurotiales, Aspergillaceae.